ACGCUGCAUCUGCACACCAUCACAUUUAGCUUCUCCUGGAGCUCACAGCGGAUAUUUCUGUUUUGUUUAGCCGCGGUGGUGACUCCGUGAACAACAUUAACUCAUUCAUCAUGGCUCGGAGGUGAUCUUCGGCUCAGGUGGUGCUGGUGGUCCAGGUCUGCAUUGUAGUAGAGAGAGAGCUCUUCCAGAGGACGGGCUGCCUCGCGCCCUGGUGCCCUAGCUCUUAAGGUAAGUAGCGGUAGCCUCCGGAGAAUAGCACAGGAUGGAGGAUCUAAAGACCGUUAAUAAGGACCUAGAUGAUGAAAUGGAGCUGAGCGGGUACAAGCCUUGCCGAUGGAAAAUGGCUUUGGUGGCAGUGGGUGUGCUGUGUACAGGUGGCUUCUUACUGCUGCUGCUUUACUGGCUGCCCGAGUGGUGUGUGAAGGCCACAUGCACCCGCACUACCGUCCGAGAUGCCAAGAUUGUCCUGCUCCAGAGCACUGAUGAGUUUAAGCGCUGGUUCCUGGCUAGGGUUCGUGUGAUGCUGUCACCAGGAAAAGACCCUUACAGCAACCUGGACUCGCAGAGCACCACCCACAUGGCCAAUGGCCAUACAUCCCACCCUUCCAACACCCCAGCCCAGGGUUUCAUUAGGAAAUACGCCGAGUACCAGCCAGUGCAGAUCCGCUAUUUUACACUCCAUAGCACAAAAUACUACUGGAACGACAAUUCGCAAAACUACGAAGUGUUAACCGGCCUGGAGGAUCUGGAGCCAAGGUGUUCAAGCAUCCAUGCAGAGCACAGCCAAGGCCUCAGCCAAGAUCAGCAAGAGUACAGGAAAUUAUUUUUUGGAAAAAAUGAAAUUGAAGUGAAAGUGCCUUCCCUCUUUAAGCUGCUAAUCAAGGAGGUCCUCAACCCCUUUUACAUCUUCCAGCUCUUCAGUGUUAUCCUAUGGUGUGCUGACGAAUACUACUACUACGCUAUGGCUAUAAUGUUAAUGUCGAUCAUAUCAGUAGCUACCUCUCUCUACACCAUCAAAAAGCAAUAUAUCACGUUGCAUGACAUGGUGGCUACCCACAGUAUUGUUCGUGUAUCAGUCUGCAGAGCCAAUAAUGAAAUUGAAGAAGCAUUAUCUACAGACCUCGUUCCAGGUGACGUCAUGGUCAUCCCCAGCAAUGGAACCAUCAUGCCUUGUGACGCAGUGCUGAUCAGUGGAACCUGCAUCGUCAACGAAAGCAUGCUCACAGGUGAAAGUGUCCCAGUCACUAAAACUAAUCUACCCAACCCAUCACUCGGAGAUAAGGGUUCAGACGAAGAUGAAGUGUACAAUAUAGACGAGCAUAAACGACACACUCUCUUCUGUGGGACCAACGUCAUUCAAACACGCUUCUACUCAGGAGAACUGGUUAAAGCUGUGGUGGUCCGGACUGGAUUCAGCACAGCCAAGGGCCAGCUGAUUAGGUCUAUCCUGUACCCUAAGCCCACAGACUUUAAGCUGUACAGAGAUGCUUACAUGUUCCUGCUCUGUCUGGUGGCUGUGGCUGGCAUCGGCUUUGUCUAUUCGAUUGUGCUGAGCGUAAUGAAUAAGGUUCCUGCAAAGACCAUCGUAAUCGAGUCCCUGGACAUCAUUACCAUCACAGUACCACCAGCGCUACCUGCGGCCAUGACAGCGGGCAUUGUCUAUGCGCAGCGGCGGCUCAGGAAACUCGGCAUCUUCUGCAUUAGCCCCCAGAGGAUCAACAUCUGUGGCCAACUCAACUUGAUCUGCUUUGACAAGACGGGCACACUCACAGAGGAUGGCUUGGAUCUUUGGGGAGUGCAAAGAGUUGAUAAUGCCAGUUUUCACCUUACAGAAGAAAAUGCCUACAAGGAGAGCCUUGUGAAGACUUACUUUGUUGCUUGCAUGGCCACGUGUCACUCUCUCACCAAGAUUGAGGGCCAACUUUCUGGAGACCCUUUGGAUCUAAAGAUGUUUGAGGCUACUGGUUGGAUCCUUGAAGAAGCCACUGAAGAGGAGACUUCUCUUCAUGAGCGUAUAAUGCCCACUGUUGUUCGUCCGCCCAAGCAGCUCCUACCGGAACCAGCGAUGUCACCCGAGCAGGACAUGGAGCUCUAUGAGCUGUCGCAGGCGUCCUACGAGAUUGGAAUCGUGCGGCAGUUUCCCUUUUCCUCGGCCUUGCAGAGGAUGUGUGUUGUGGCUCGACUGCUUGGAGAAAAGCGCAUGGAUGCCUACCUCAAAGGAGCACCAGAGGUGGUGGCCAGCCUAUGCAAGAAGGAGACUGUACCACAGGACUUUGCAGAGGUACUGGAACACUACACCAAGCAGGGUUUCCGCGUCAUCGCCCUGGCACACAGACGCCUGGAGUCCAAACUGACCUGGCAUAAAGUGCAGAACAUCAACAGGGAUCAUAUAGAGAGCAACAUGGAGUUCCUGGGGCUGAUCAUCAUGCAGAACAAGCUGAAGCCAGAGACACCCAGAGUCCUGGAGGUCCUCAGCCGAGCCAACAUCCGCACAGUAAUGGUAACAGGUGACAACAUGCUGACGGCCAUAUCUGUGGCACGAGACUGUGGCAUGAUCCCGCCCCAGGACCGAGUCAUCAUCGCCGAUGCUCUACCUCCCAAAGACGGUCGUGCCGCCCGGAUCAACUGGCGCUACGCAGACAACCCCAAGAACUCAAGCAAACUGGCUCAGAUGGAGAUAGUGGAUAUCAAUGUUGAGGACAACCCUGAAGAACAAAGACUAGAAAAGUACCACUUUGCUAUGAGUGGCAAGUCGUUUGCCGUCAUUACUGAGCACUUCCAGGACCUGCUGCCGAAGUUGGUCCUGCAUGGAACUGUGUUUGCAAGGAUGGCUCCGGACCAGAAAACCCAGUUGGUGGAAGCACUACAGAGCGUUGAUUACUUUGUUGGAAUGUGUGGAGAUGGUGCUAACGAUUGUGGUGCUCUGAAGAGAGCUCAUGGUGGCAUCUCUCUCUCUGAGCUGGAGGCUUCAGUGGCAUCUCCUUUCACCUCCAGAACUCCCAACAUCUCCUGUGUGCCCAAUCUCAUUAGGGAAGGCCGAGCAGCUCUCAUCACGUCUUUCUGCGUUUUCAAGUUCAUGGCUCUCUACAGCAUAAUCCAGUACAUCAGUGUCACUCUGCUCUACUAUAUCCUCAGCAACUUGGGAGACUUCCAGUUCCUCUUCAUUGACAUUGCCAUCAUCCUUGUUAUAGUGUUUACCAUGAGUCUAAAUCCUGCCUGGAACGAGCUGGUCCCUCGGCGCCCCCCCUCAGGUUUGAUCUCGGGGCCUCUGCUCUUCUCUGUACUCACUCAGAUCCUCAUCUGCCUGGGCUUUCAGACCCUUGCAUUCCUGAUGGUUCAUAACCAGAGCUGGUAUGAGCAGUGGACGCCCAUGUCAGAUGCCUGCAAUAUCUCCACCCAUAGCAGUGUCAUGGAUAACUCCACACAUGUUGAUGAUCACAAUAUCAAGAACUAUGAGAACACUACCUUGUUCUAUGUGUCCUCUUUCCAGUACCUCAUCGUUGCCAUUGUCUUCUCCAAGGGCAAACCCUUCCGUCAGCCCAGUUACAAAAACUGGCCGUUUAUGUUGUCUGCACUCGUCCUCUAUGUCUUCCUGUUGUGUAUCUUUCUCGUCCCUGUCCCUGCCAUUGACGAGGCUUUAGAGAUCGUGUGUGUUCCUUUCCAGUGGCGUAUUACAUUGAUAAUUUUAAUUGGGAUUAAUGCUGCUGUGUCUGUCUUGGUGGAGACCUUCGUCCUUGACGUCGUCUUAUGGAAGCUUGUGUUCAGCAGAGACAAGCAAGGCAGCUAUGGUGUCCCUGCUGCCGCCCUGCCACCACAGGAAGGAACAGACUUGUGGGCAUCCAAGCUCCUCUCGUGGCUGUGCUGUCAGAGGAGGAAGGUGCCCAAAGCACGUUACAUGCAUCUGGCCCAGGAACUGCGUGUGGACCCAGACUGGCCCCCCAAACCCAAAACCACAACAGAAGCCAAAUGUCCACCACCCCCAGAAAAUGGCUCUUAUCAAAUCAUGCCUGCUUGCUAGCAUCUCCUAUUCUAACAGGAUCCUUUUUGGAGAGCAAACUGCUUUCUGUAACUGAUGAUUUUUUUAAUAAGAAAUAUGAAACGAAUCAGCAUUUCUUUCUGUUAAAAUGAGUUUUAAUUAUAAAUAAGGCUCAUAUCGUCAGUGUAAGCAGUUUCUCUCUCUUUUUUUGUGAGCUGCUUUAUUUUUGUACUUGGAUGGGCAUCACAGGCUGGGAACUGUGUAAUUUCUGCCCAGGGGCAUGGUCUCUGUGACGUGCCCUAGGACCAUAGUAUUAACAAGAAUUACCUUCGUUUUUAAACCGGUGUUGCCAUUGUUUUAAGGUCCUGGAUAGCCGAAGUGGAAAAGCGUUAGUGACUCCAGACUGAACCCACAAGCACUGUGCUGUUAGCUUAGCUACAUGUAUAAUGUUGAAUAGGAUGCAUGCUAAAGUUUUGGCUCCAUCUGCAUGUGGAGCCACAUUGUACCAGCUUCAGCAUACAGUAUUUUUAGAGUCAUUUUUUAAAACAUGCAAUCUGUUUCUUUUCAUAUUUCUUCCUAUGGAAGAAGGGAGUUGUGUUUAAGUAGUGAUGAACAGAUAGCACUCUUUUACAUGGGCAUGGCUGAUACCGUUGAGAUCGAAUUAGGCAGCGUCGGUUAGCAGUGCUAGCUUUAAGUGCCAGUCAGGGUAGACUGCUCUUAUGAAUAUGACUGGUUCCCACUCAAGUUUUUUUAUAUUCUAAUGAGGCAACUAGUAUAGAGGCCAGUAGACAAAGAUUCUAUUAUUUCUUGGGAUGUUUGGGGGGAUGAUUUGAUAGCGCUGCACUGGUCACAAUUUUCCAUAUCCAUAAAGCAAAGGAAAAAAGUAACAGCUUUAUAACUGCUUAUUUUGGCUCUAGUCACCAUUACUCCAUCUAUGCCAGCAGAGAUUAGUGGAAAUAAAUGAAGCAUUUAAUCAUACUUUUUAAUCAAUUGGGGAAAUGCAUAAGUCAAAAGUCAGUCCCUUGUACACCAUGAAUAAUGGAGGCAUUUGAUUUUGUGAACUUUUAUAAUAAGCAUUUAGAGUAAAUCACUAGAUAUUAUAUCAAUCCACCGGAGUUCCCUCUGUUUCAGAAUAAGUAAGUCUGGGCACUUGGAUGGCGCAGUGGGAAAACACACUAGCCCACCAGUGGGUUGUCGUCUCACAGCAAGAAGGUCCUGGCUUCGAUUCCCUGGUGGAGCGGUCCAGGUCCUUUCUGUGUGGAGUUUGCAUGUUUUCCCCGUGUCUGUGUGGGUUUCCUCCGGAAACAAAACUGUCCAUUACUGUGUUUAACAUUAAACUUGUGCCCUUGUAAUUAGCUGUUCUGUCAUUAAUUUAACCAAAGUGAAUAAAACAUGAUGUUAAAAUCUUAAUAAGCCCACCAGUGCUGAGAUCUUGAGCUCUCAGGUUUGAAUUUCAGCUUUAUCAUUCAGACAGGCACACGGUUGACUGUUUGUGUGUGUGGGAGGGACAGUGGCUCAAACGGGGUUCCUUGUCGCUGGGGCAAUUACAGCCUUCACAGUCACAGGGUGGCUGAUCAUGAAUUGCAUUGCUUGUCUCUCCACAUGCAGUACUGAGCUCUCACCCACCCAUAGCAAGUGAAAAGAAGCAAUCGGCGGCUGUGUGCAUGUUGAAGGGGGCAUGUGACAGCCUUUGCCAUUCUUGCCAUUCUUCAUGGGGUGAGAGAGAAGAGAGAAAGAUGAGCUCCAAUUGGCCAUGACUGUAUUGACUGAAAGGGGGAAAACAAGUAAAUAGCAGAUACAAAAGGGUAACGUAGGUUCACUUAAAUUCAAGCUCACUUUUGGCUUAUGCUUUCCAGUUUACCUUACUUAACCUGGUUUUUGCUUCAAUAACAGUUCCUCAGAGAUUCACAUGAAACAGACCUUUAAAAAAUAUUGUGACGUUUCUGGUUUGUUAGGGAGCAGUGGUAUUGUAUUAAAAGCUAGUACUGUUAAAACUGUUUUUGUAAUUAAAUUAAGUGCAUUUAUAUUUGUCAAACAGAGUGUACAUGGAGCAUUGCAACUGCUUUACAGCUCUAGAUUAUUAAACACUGUUUAGUAUGGCAGCCCUUGCUCAGUGGCAGUGCUAACUCUGUGUUUAAGGUAUAUCGGAAAGUGGUUGGUUAGCACUGUAGCAGGACCCUUAAUACUUAAUUUAAUGUACAUAUCAGUUGUACAAAGCAAGACAAAACCACCUCUGUUUUGGUAAAUGUAAUUGAAGUUCUGCACUGUUUAACACUGCAUUUUGAAUGGCUUCGUUCUAAACCAGAGGCUGCAUCCCAAAUUACGCACAACUACAUAGUAUGUCAGAAUAGUAAUACUUUUGAUAUAUUAGUAUACAAACUAGUAUACUAUUUUGCCCUGCUCAUUUGAAGACUUUGAAGCAUAAACCAGGCUUUACACUUUUUUGUUAGAUACUGUAUGCAGUUAAUGGUACUUUCUUUAAAAAGCAGUUUUUUUUUCUUCAGCUCUUUAAAUUUGGUAUAUAUCUUUUUUUUGUUGUAAUAAAUUAGACAUAUCAACAAGUACACAUUUUGUGUUUAAUCUAUGUUUAGCUUACAAAGACUUAUUGCUACAAAGUAAUACGAAAUACAAAGGAUGCUUUCAUGCCAUCAGGUAUUGAUGCAGUUUCAGUAAUGUUAUCAUUUUUUGUUGUUUACACUGUCUUUGGGAUGGUAUAUUGCCAAAUUCUCUUAACCAAGAACCAACAGUCGUUAGUUGGUUAACCAAAACUAAUAAACACAAUUUUAUUAUCAGCACAAUUUCAGCAUUUACACAGUGCACUUUUUAAGUAGUCUGAUGUGGCUAUUAUUUUUUAAGUUUAAUAGGCUAACCUUGUUUAAACUGAUAGAACCAGAUGCAGCAUGUUAUAAAAUUAUUUCCAGUAUGCAACCAGCAUUAUCUAAUAUAACACGAUUGUCAUUGUCCAGCCGUAUCAUCAAUGUAUUUAUGUGCAGGGUAACUUUAUUACAAUCUGUUAGACCAGAAGCUGAUGUGUGAAUAUUGUUGCUAAUACAUGCAUGUAAAGGAGAAUCAGAUUCUUUCUGGAAUUCUGGAUGUUUUCACAUUUAUACUUUUGUGCCUGACCUGAGUGUUUUUGUAUUUUGUUGGAGUUUGCUUUAAGUGAGCUCAGGUGCAAACUGCAAUAUGUAUGAAAGCGAACAGGAGCCAAAUCCAUAAUAAUGGGGUCGUUCAAAGGUGUUAUGUUACCUUGCUUUUUACAGCAGUGGGAACCGUUUUACAGUGGACUAAUCACUGGCUGGUAAAUGUGAAAUGAACUAACAGUUUUAAUGUAUAUCAUUGAUUUGGAUUAAUUGUGACCAUCCCUAGUAUAAUUGAAAAUGUUUGUAUUAUUUAAUGGCUAUUAAAAAAUGAAAUACAUUUUUGUAAAGAAUUAAGAAAAAGAAUAUUUAGUAGCAGUCUUUAAACCCUUGAUGCAAUGUAUGUAUUUUGCUUUGAAAAGUACCUGAAUGCAACUAAAUACUUGAAACAAAGUUGUAUUAUUUUAGCUGAACUAAAACAGUUAAGCCCAGAUCAGCCAUUUUAAUGACUCAAAAAAGUUCGAUAUUUUAAUACUGAUUCAUGUUUGUAGGCCUUUUCUCUUUGUGUAGCUGUGUGAAAUGUACUUUUAUUUAUGCUUGUUUAAACUUGCUUUAAAUUUGUCUAUAUUUUGUGUUUCGGGCCUUGAUUUCUGUUAUUUUGCUUCUAUCUAAAGAAGGGCUGUAGCUUUACAAAUUUCUCUUAUUUUGGUACUAUUUGAAUUUAAAUAAUCAUGUGACACUGUCUGCAUUUGUUAUGUCUGCAUCUGUGUUUGUAUCACCUUGUGUUACACUGUUUGUCAACGUUGUUAGUGCGAAUGUUAUGUAGGGCAUUUCUGCAAAGAAGGUUUGCUAUUUAUUGUACUGUAAUUGGAUAUAAAUGAAUGAUCAGCUUUUAAAAAAGGCAAACUCUAAAUGUGUCAUUUUCUUCUUAUUAUUUAAUUUCCAUGGGACCAUAAAUAAGUGAUUCCACUGGAUCUGACCUGCAUAAAGGACAAUCACAUGUGUGCUUUGUCCAUUUUAUACAUGCAAGCAGUGUUUUUGCCAUUAAGAGGAAUUAUUAAAAAUUAUUCUUCUAUUUGAUUGUUUUUCUUUUUUUAUUUUAAUCGGUGUAUGUAUAAAGGCUCGUUGUUUAAGGGUCGAUCCUCCAUGUCUAAACCAGGGGCCGUAUUAAGGAAAAAUCUUAUCUUGCUUCUAAAGUUGAGAGUUAAAUUACAGGAAUUUAAUGAAAAGUUUUUUAUUUAACUAUUAUGUUGGGUCUUCAAAGAAGUGGUAGGUUCUGAAAUUUGAUUUUAAAAUAUGCAUACUUUAUAAAAAUAAAAAAAAAUCUUAAACCAAGUCCAGCAGACAUCACUUCUUGCAUUAGUAUCUAAACUUGCUAUAUGUUGUUUCCUCUAUUUAUUGGAAUUUGCUUUUAACUAAAUGCUUCUUGUUAUUAGAACCUUAUUACAAUGUUAGGAAUAAACUGUUCAUGGCAUUCAACCACUCCUAGUAAGAUGGGAGUUCUCUGGACUUCCCACAGUCCUGUUUUUAGUUGGGGUUGGAUUUAAAAUAAUAAUAUGACUGGCGCACACAUUUUUUAACACACACAAGUUUUAAGAUUUUUUUUUUUAAAUACAGCCCCUGAGACAUUUUUUUUGCUUUGUUAAGCCUGCACCUUUAUGCUGAAAUCAUACAAGACUUUUAAAACCGUAAUACAGUUUAACUAGGUCCUUUUUUCAAAAUUCCACAUCAGUUGUAUGCUGAAAUGCAUUGUUUUACUAAGAUGGUACACAUAACAAUUUUUUUUUUUUUUUCUUUUUAAAUUUCCUGUAAUGCUGUGAUCAGUUUACGAAAGUAUACACUGAUAUCAGUGUCUCCUUCAAUUAGUUUUGUAGUCAAGCAUCGCUCAGAUCAUUGUCUAAUACAGUUGGAUGUGCUAAAAAAGACUUGAUGUUAUUACUAUUAAUGUUAUUAUAAACAAAGAUGAUCAUCAUUUGGAUUAGGUGGUUUAAUUUCCUCAGGGAAAUAAGUUUAGAUUUGUUAUAAAUAAAUAAUUGACACUGAAUGAAAAGGUGCCAAAGUGGGUCAGUAUUUUGGGCAUCAUGUCUACCAAUUACAUGUAUGAUCCAUGCAUGUAAGAAGUUCAAACUCAUUUUGUAAAUAAAUUGUAAAUGGCACCUUUUUAUGACCUGUUUUUUUUAUAUUUAUUUUAUAAACAUUUGAGACUUUUUUGACCUUUAUUGUUUUUAAAAUAAAUUAAAAAUUCAG
Trichomycterus rosablanca is the source of this 9300-nucleotide messenger RNA. RefSeq names its product ATPase 13A3 (gene atp13a3). The record is from RefSeq and is a predicted model, not a curated record. Gene Ontology annotation, biological process: intracellular calcium ion homeostasis; polyamine transmembrane transport. Gene Ontology annotation, molecular function: polyamine transmembrane transporter activity; P-type ion transporter activity; ATPase-coupled monoatomic cation transmembrane transporter activity. Bases 263 to 4018 code for a protein of 1251 amino acids. Lineage: Eukaryota; Metazoa; Chordata; Actinopteri; Siluriformes; Trichomycteridae. Gene Ontology annotation, cellular component: late endosome membrane. The transcript is spliced from 34 exons.